Messenger RNA from Stegodyphus dumicola, 1642 nucleotides. Its product is annotated as major vault protein-like. The record is from RefSeq and is a predicted model, not a curated record. Lineage: Eukaryota; Metazoa; Arthropoda; Arachnida; Araneae; Eresidae. Gene Ontology annotation, cellular component: nucleus; cytoplasm.
GCAAAACAAAAUAAAUUUUUAGAAUGAAAGAUAAAAAUAACAAAGGAUAACUGACAUCCAUCUAAGAUUUCAUCUUAAUUUCAAUUGAUUUUGAAUGUCACUAAUGCAAUAAAUGUGUGCGUGAUAAGGAAUUUUCGUGCAUUGUGUUUGAUAUCACAUAUUGUGUUGUCAAGGAGAAACUACCCUUGAGCUCUUUGGAAUAACCGUAGCACACGGCUAGUGCGAGUGAUAAAAAACUUCCUUACCGGCAACUUUUUAUCUGCUCAGUGAUCUGCUCCGUAAGUUCUUUGCGUGUAUCAUUUAGAAAUUCAUGAGUUCAAGAUAAAGCAAUUUCUUCUCGAAAUAGUAAUAGUAUUAGAGUUUUAUGAAAGGUACUUAUGCUGAAAUUUUAAAAGGCUCUAAAUAUUACAAGAUGGGACAAGAUAAAAAUGAAUCAUCAAAACAAAGCAUUUAUCGAAUACCUCCCUACCAUUAUUUGCAUGUUCUUGAUAAAACAGCAAAUGUUACUAGAAUUGAAACUGGACCCAAAACCUAUAUUCGGCAAGAAAAUGAACAUGUUAUAUUUGGUCCUGAAAAAAUGGUCAUAAUUCCUCCAUGUCAUUACUGUAUCAUUUGUAACCCCGUUGUUCGUGAUGAGCAGAAUGCUCUGGUGUUUGACAGUACAGGGCAAGUCAAGCUCCGACAUGCUGAUCUUGAAGUGCGCUUGGAGCAAGAUCCAUUUCCAUUAUAUCCUGGGGAACACAUGCAUACUGAUGUUACACCUAUGAUAGUUGUCUCCUCUAAUAGUGCUUUAAGACUGAAAGCUAUUCGGGAUUUUGAAGACAAUGGUAUAAAAAGAGUUGCUGGAGAUGAGUGGUUAUUCGAGGGUCCUGGUACAUUUGUGCCUCGUAAAGAGGUAGAAGUUGUGGAAACAGCUUCUGCUAUUGUAAUAAAUCCUAAUCAAGCUUUAAAGUUACGUGCACGUGCAGAGACAAAGGACAGAGACAGUAAGCAAAGAGUAACAGGAGAAGAAUGGAUUGUUAAAAAAACAGGAGCAUAUUUACCUGGUGCUUAUGAAGAAAUAGUUGAUGUUGUUAAUGCCUAUGUUUUAACUGAUAAGGAUGCUGUUCAUGUCAAAGCUAAAAAGACAUUUGUUGAUGACUUUGGAAAAACAAGAAAAAAUGGAGAAGAAUGGUUGAUAACUAUGCAGGAUACAGAGACAUAUAUACCUGGUGUCUAUGAAGAAGUUCUGGGUAUUGUAACUGUAACAACGUUGUCCAACCGUCAGUAUUGUGUUAUACUUGAUCCUCAAGGUCCAGAUGGAAAACCCCAGUUUGGAAGGAAAAAAUUAGUUAAGGGAGAAAAAUCUUUCUUCUUACAACCUGGUGAGAAAUUAGAAGCUGGAAUUCAAGAUGUACAUGUACUAAGUGAAAAUGAAGGAUUAAUUUUGCGAGCAAGAGAAGCUUUUCAGGAUGGCACUGCAACUCCUCCUGUUAUGCGCAGUCCUGGUGACCGCUGGAUGAUUAAAGGGCCUGCUGAAUACAUUCCUCCAACUGAAGUUGAGAUAAUUACCAAAAGAUAUGCUAUUCCUCUAGAUGAAAAUGAAGGGAUAUAUGUUAGAAAUAUUAAAAGUGGUCAUGUGAGUUAAUUUUUUGCUUCUUUA